CAUAAAACAGAGAGGGACAAGCAGUGGGAAUACUUCCUGUUUGCCUCAGAACUUGUUUGCCUCAGAACAGGUUUGUGCUGUGGCUGAGGGAUAAGCAUUUCUACGUAAAGGGACAACAGACAACCAACAUUUGUUCUCAGUGACAAAAUGGAUUCUUUCAAAGGACCUUGCCCUCAUCAGAGUGUUCCUGUUGAGAUGGAUGAGAGCAUGACAUCCUCCAGUCUGGACUUGGCCUGGCCUCCUACUUGCCAGCAGUGUAAUGGACAUACAGAGACCAGCAAAAGGCAGCAGGACCAGAGGUGUGAGCGAACUGGGGGGGUAGACCAGUGGAGACUCUUUGAGGACCGUUACCAGCAUGACCCCAGAGCUGCCUGUCGUGCUGUCCCUGAACCUUCCUUCGUCCCCCGAACACAUCCAGGACAGAUGAGACCCCCUAACCCUUCAGGUGUUUGGCCACAUGGUUACAGAGAGCCCCUAUAUGUACAGCCCCCCCCGGUUGUUGACCACAGUAGAGGCUUUGCAGGCCCUUCAAACUGGCCACAGGACCGCUCUGUGGAGGAGGCAGAAUACUUGGAGCCCCCUCUCCCGCUUAUGUCUAACAACUACAACCCCCAUAUCCCUUCACGAUACUCAGCUGCAUGUAUGCCUGCUCAGUGCCCUGACCCAGUGAAGGGGAGUUGUCUCAGACAAUGUGCAUGUCACCUGCCAGCAAAUCCACCCCGUCGCAAUUAUAAUUAUUGUCAUUAUAAGCAUGAUUACCCAGUGGAUCCACACCAGAAGCCUCAACAAUACCAACAGUCCUGGAAUACCCCCCAAAGUAGGCUGCAACCAAAAGAUGCUCCAAAUGUCCCACAUGCCUCUGUGCCUCAGUGUGUUGUGCCUGCUAGGGAUGUGAUGCAUGAGGUCAGUGUGAAUUACUCCUUCCAGGCAGAUCCAGGACCAGCCACAGGGGAGAUCAGGAGGACCAUCAGUCUCCCUGAGGAGUGCAGGAAUAUUUUCAUCACAUACUCAGUGGACACAGCCAGAGAAAUGAUUCCUUUCUCCAAAUUUCUGAGUGAUCAGGGAUUCAAACCAGUUAUUGACAUUUUUCAUAAUACAAUCCGAGGAAUGGGCAUCACCAAAUGGAUGGACAGAUAUUUGAAUGAUAAAUCAGUGCUCAUCAUCGUGGUCAUCAGCCCCAAGUACAAGGAGGACGUGGAGGGAGAUGGUGAUGACGACCAUGGACUGCACACCAAGUACAUUCACAAUCAGAUCCAAAAUGAGUUCAUCCAACAAGGCUGUCUGAACUUCAGACUUGUACCUGUGUUGUUUCCCAAUGCAACCAAGAAACAUGUCCCCAACUGGCUCCAGAGCACCAGGAUCUACCGCUGGCCCCAUGACACCGAGGACCUGCUGCUGCGUCUGCUCAGGGAGGAGCGCUACAUCAUUCCACAGAGGGGAGCUGACCUCACCCUUACUGUUCGUCCACUCUGAAAAAAAAAACAAAAAAACAUAACGUGGGGAAAAAUGUGAUGUUAAGGAAAAGACUUAUUUUGUCAAAAACUACAAACAUGUAGGUAUGUCUUUGUUUCAGAUACGUUGAUGAGGACUGUUACUACAGCAGAUCAGUUUGAAAGGAUUUUCCGGUUGUUCCUUCCAUAUAUACAGUCAAUGAUUCAGACACAGAUUUGCUGUUUAUUCUGCUGAUUCAUAAUGCAUUUUCAACUAUUUCAUUAGAAUCAACUUGAUACAUUUAAAAAAGAUUUAACACAUAAAUUUAAGAUUAAAUUUGCUCUGACAGCUACAGUAUUAUUGGCCGGCUGUUACAUGUUGGCUGGUGUUGUGUGUAGUGUCCUGUCAAUCAGAGUUCUUGCUGCUGCUGUAUGGGUUGGUCUUACUUACAUUUUUACUGCUGACACAUUUUAAGUUAAAGCUGCAUAAAUUGUUUUUUGGGUUUUGUUUCUGCCACUUGGGGGUAUCUGAACAAGAGUUAACACAACAUCUGACAUAUAAUCUCUUUAUAAGGUUGAUAUGGCGAACAUGUUAACAGUUACCUAUUUACACUUCAAGCAGAAACAGAGCAACAUUAGCAUUCAUUUAGAGUUGUGUUUCUGUCCACCUGCUGAACAUUAUUCACUCUCAUUUUAACUCUGUUUUGCUGUCCAACAGUAUCUGAAAAUAAAACAAAUGGCUUUUUACCUCCACUAUGCUGCUCCACUAUGUUCACCAGCUAGUUGCUAACUUUUUCUGCCAUUAGUGUUGGGAAGGUAGUUUACAGUGGUUGUUGUCUGAGCUAGUUACCUGCUUUUGCUGGUAUUGAGUUGAUGAGUGAAAUUUGUGGUCCAAAAAAAAAAGGAAAAAAAAAUAGCUAGAAGUGGGUAAAUGGCUCCAUAACUACUGAGUUGGUGAUAAUUCUGUGUGGGUUUGUGGCUACAAGUAACCUCUUUUAAAUGUAUAGUCAUUUGAUUCACUUCACAUAAACAAGACCAACAGUUCACAGCUAGCAGCUCUGUGAGGCUGUAAUUAGGUUCAGUGUUGCUUUUUGCUAGCUUAAAUGCCGAUGUUUACAUGCUAACAUGAUGAUGUUGAGCAGGUAUAAUGAUCACCACAUUCACCAUCUUAGUUUACCAUUUUAGCAUGCUAACAUUUGCUAAUUAGCUGCAUUAAACACAUAGUACA
Molecule: messenger RNA, 2658 nt
Organism: Thunnus maccoyii (southern bluefin tuna)
Lineage: Eukaryota; Metazoa; Chordata; Actinopteri; Scombriformes; Scombridae
Gene: traf3ip2a
Product: TRAF3 interacting protein 2a
Exons: 10
Coding region: 148-1473 (441 amino acids)
Biological process (GO): positive regulation of canonical NF-kappaB signal transduction; humoral immune response
Source: RefSeq, a predicted model, not a curated record